AUGCGUGAAAUAGUUCAUCUCCAAGCUGGUCAAUGUGGUAACCAAAUCGGUUCUAAAUUUUGGGAAGUUAUUUCGGACGAACAUGGUAUUGAUCCAACUGGUACAUAUCAUGGCGAUUCUGAUCUUCAACUUGAACGUAUCAAUGUCUACUAUAAUGAAGCAGCUGGUGGCAAAUAUGUUCCUCGUGCUAUUCUUGUUGAU
Molecule: messenger RNA, 201 nt
Organism: Rotaria sordida
Lineage: Eukaryota; Metazoa; Rotifera; Eurotatoria; Philodinida; Philodinidae
Source: the annotation of a GenBank genome assembly